UCCGUUUGAUCCGCAUUUCCUUGAAACAAUGAAGGGAAAGCAAGGAGCUCUGGCGAUCAUCGCGAUCUUCGUGGUUGCUGCCAAUGGACGGGUUUACUACUUGCAGAAUCCGGACGCAAAUCGAUACGCAGCCUCAACUUAUCCCAUUCCGAAUGAACAAUCUUCGCGAGAUUUAGAUCUCAGCUUCUCCGCCGAGGACCCAAACGAAAUUGAUGACACUGUGCGUCCUGUUAAAAAGACGUACACGCUGCUCGCUCCGGAAAAACCGUUCAUCGAGAUGGACAAAGAGGAGUUACCGAUCGGUCGCUACAAACUAGUCCAGGCACCUGUUAAGAAAUUUCCCGGCGCGGACGACGUCAUCGUUUUACCAGAACAAACUCGCAAAACGGUGAAAAUCGAUGGGAACAACAAGAGAGAAGUGAUCCUGGAGCUUCGCGUUAUCGCUAAUCAUGACAGCGUUUGA
Molecule: messenger RNA, 463 nt
Organism: Nomia melanderi (Alkali bee)
Lineage: Eukaryota; Metazoa; Arthropoda; Insecta; Hymenoptera; Halictidae
Source: RefSeq, a predicted model, not a curated record